AUGGCUACGUCAGUUGAAGGCAACAGCCACCACCCGACCGCGACGGGCGCACAGUACCCCGACCCGCCCGGCCUGGUGGUGCCGUCCGACACCAUCAAGGAGCACUUCGACCAACUCGACGCCGACCACGACGGCGCCAUCACCUGCGACGAAUUCGUCCAGGCCUUCUCCCAACUGUUCCCGGGGACGACGGAGGAGCAGGCGCGGUUCUUCUUUCGGUCGAUCGACCUCGACCGCAACGGCCACAUCGACUUUGACGAGUUCACCCGCUUCGUCGACCGCCAGACCCACUGCGGACACGGUGAAGGCAUCGGCCUCGAGAUGAAGGCCGACUCGGUGCGUGCGAUCUUCAACGCCUUCGACGCCGACGGGAACGGGACGCUGGACAAGACGGAGGUGCUCAACGCGCUCCGGAUGUGGGACCAGUCCGUCAAGAUCACCCCCGAGGACAUCAACGUCAUGUGGCCCUCGUUCGACACCAAUAGGGAUGGUGUGAUCGACUUUGAGGAAUUCUCCAAUCUGGUGCUGCGGCAGCUGCGGCAAGACCAGGCCAGCAGCAUGCUCUACAGCGACUGA
Acanthamoeba castellanii str. Neff is the source of this 576-nucleotide messenger RNA. RefSeq names its product EF hand domain containing protein. The transcript has 5 exons. Bases 1 to 576 code for a protein of 191 amino acids. Gene Ontology annotation, molecular function: calcium ion binding. The record is from RefSeq and is a predicted model, not a curated record. NCBI's taxonomy places the organism in Eukaryota, Discosea, Longamoebia, Acanthamoebidae.